This is a messenger RNA of Periconia digitata, 607 nucleotides long. The record is from the annotation of a GenBank genome assembly. NCBI's taxonomy places the organism in Eukaryota, Fungi, Ascomycota, Dothideomycetes, Pleosporales, Periconiaceae.
AUGAUUUCGUGGGUGACAGACUUUCUCUCAUACUUAACUGCAGAUGCUCGUCAUCCACGCCAUCACCGUACCACAUACCUAGCAAAGAUAUUCACACCAUCAAUUGACUACCUAUUGUCGGCGCCCUCCACGUCUCUCACUGCUAUCUCCAGCACAUCUAAUAUUGUUCCACCUGAUUGAAGCGCCUUGUCGCUCGUUGCCUGGGGCUUCGAUGAACGGGUAUCUUGUAAUCCACCGACAUGGCAAAAUUGGGUAGUGUGAAGUGAGUUGUUUCGCCGUCCCAUCCUUCGACAAUGUCAGACACAACCGAUAUACCCGUUCUGACAGUACGCUUGACAUAUUGUUCCGGGUUUCCUUGGUGAUUAGAAGUGUGUCUGCCACAAAGCGUUCUGCCGUUACGCUGGGCAAGAAAGCAACCGCUCUUCCUUUGGCGCUCACCCAUUCAUCUUUGGUUCCAAUCUUUUCCGUUGGUCUCUGGACCGAAUUCUUUCAGUACGCGUCGGCUUUAGCAAUGGUAGGACCGAGAGUGUUCAGCAGACUAUUCGGCCCAAAGCCUUCCUUCAGUAGCUCGAGCGCGAUCUGUGCGGCCUCCCACCCUGAGUUGAUC